AUGGCCACCGCCUCGGCCUCGACGUCCGGCAUCGAGCUCCAUCCCCUCCCGGCCUCAGUCUCCCUCAAACAAUACCCCAUUCCACCAACCCAGCCCGCCGAAGACGGCGAUCCGAUCCUCCGCGCCUCGCGCGAGGCCGACUCAGCCAUGCCCGAGGGUGGCUACGGCUGGGUUGUCGUCACGGGCUGCUUCAUCGUCGCCUGGUGGAUCAUCGGCACCUCGUACUCGUGGGGCGUGAUCCAGAGCGCUCUCAUCGACGACGGCCUCGCGACUCCCGCCGUGCUCUCCUUUGUGGGCUCCCUCGCUGUUGCGCUGAUUUCGGCGCUGGCCAUCGUCAACUCGCGUGUUAUGAGGCGCAUUGGCCCGCGCAAAACAGGAUUGCUGGGGAUCGCGCUGCUGGGCUUGAGUGAGCUGCUCAGCAGCUUCGCGGUGAAGAACGUGGGUGCCAUGUUUGCGACGAGCGGCGUCAUCAUGGGGCUGGGCAUGAGCCGCAAGCGCGGCCUGGCCAACGGCAUCGUAUUCGCCGGUGGCGGUCUCGGCGGCGCAGUCAAUAGCUUUGCCUUGGACGCCCUCCUCAACCGCCUGGGCUCAGCGUGGACGUACCGCGUCCUUGCCCUCGUCACCCUGGCCACCGGUCUCCCCGCCGCCUGGCUCAUCAAAGAGCGUGUUCCCGUCCGAAGCUCAGGGUUUGUUGAAUGGCGUCUCUUCAAAUCCUUCACCUUCCUCGUCAUCUUCCUCGCCGGCGCCGUCGGCACAUUCCCCCUCUUCGUCCCGCCCUUCUUCCUGCCCCUCUAUUCCAAGUCCAUUGGCUUGUCGUCCUCGACGGGCGCCGGCCUGGUCGCGGGCUUCAACUUCUCCUCGGCCGUCGGCCGCAUCUGCUGCGGUGCCCUCUGCGACACCUUCGGCGCGCUCAACGUGCUCUGCGUCUCACUGGCGCUGACGGCCGUCAGCAUGCUGGCCAUCUGGCCCGCGUCGACGACGCUGGCGCCCAUGAUUGUCUUCGUCAUCGUCAACGGCAUCUCCAACGGCGGCUUCUUCUCGACCAUGCCCACAGUGGUAGGGAACGUGUUCGGGUCUGCGAGGGUGUCGGUCGCGAUGAGCAUGAUUGUCACCGGCUGGGCUGGGGGUUAUCUCAUGGGCUCCCCGAUUGCUGGCUACCUCCUCGAGGCAUACGGAGGCGCGGAGAAUGGCCUCCAGGCAUACCGCCCUGCCAUGUUCUACGCUGGGUCGUUGUCACUGGCGGCAGCAGGGCUGGUCGCACUGGUCAGGUUCCGGAUAAACCACAGCAUCCUGGCGAGGAUUUGA
Colletotrichum spaethianum is the source of this 1305-nucleotide messenger RNA. Its product is annotated as aspyridones efflux protein apdF. The record is from RefSeq and is a predicted model, not a curated record. Bases 1 to 1305 code for a protein of 434 amino acids. The transcript is spliced from 4 exons. Gene Ontology annotation, biological process: transmembrane transport. Gene Ontology annotation, molecular function: transmembrane transporter activity. NCBI's taxonomy places the organism in Eukaryota, Fungi, Ascomycota, Sordariomycetes, Glomerellales, Glomerellaceae. Gene Ontology annotation, cellular component: fungal-type vacuole membrane.